AAGAUAUUCAAUCAAAACAUCACCAUCUGAAAUUUUUCCAUCCUCCAUCAAAAUAGCUCAAUUUUUACAGUCGAAUAGCCAUUUCACCCUUAUCAUAAACCACCCUUCAUCAACGCACCACCAGAAAUGGGUCAAGUGAAGAGCCAAUUCAACGAGGAGGAACUGCAGGACUACGAGGAUCUCACGUACUUCACAAAGAAAGAAAUUCUCUUUGCACAUAAAAAGUUCAAAGCCCUCGCUCCGGAGAAGGUCGGCCACAACAAGAACGCUCGUCUGUCGAUGAACAAAAUUCUCCAAUAUCCGGAACUGCGCGUCAACCCGUUUGGAGACCGAAUCUGCAAGGUAUUCAGUAGUUCGAACAAUGGGGAAAUUUCAUUCGAGGACUUUCUCGACAUGAUGUCGGUAUUUUCCGAUGCGGCACCAAAGUCGGUCAAGGCGGAGCAUGCUUUCAGAAUUUUCGAUUUCGACGGAGACGAUAUGAUAGGGAAGAAUGACCUCCAACAGGUUAUACAGAGGCUCACGGGUUAUAACAAUGCCCUCAACGAAAGCGAUAUCGAUCAACUGAUAACGAAUAUCUUGGAAGAAGCAGAUCUGGAUGACGAUGGAGCUCUGUCCUUCGCUGAAUUCGAGCAUAUUAUUGAUAAAUCCUCCGACUUCACAAACUCCUUUCGCAUUAGACUGUAGGACGACGAAACGUUUAGCUCAACUAUUCAGCCAAAAUACCUUUUGUAAUCUCCUUUUAUAACAAAA
Ochlerotatus camptorhynchus is the source of this 750-nucleotide messenger RNA. Its product is annotated as calcium and integrin-binding protein 1-like. Bases 127 to 684 code for a protein of 185 amino acids. The record is from RefSeq and is a predicted model, not a curated record. Gene Ontology annotation, molecular function: calcium ion binding; magnesium ion binding. Lineage: Eukaryota; Metazoa; Arthropoda; Insecta; Diptera; Culicidae. The transcript is spliced from 5 exons.